Messenger RNA from Vitis riparia (riverbank grape), 1050 nucleotides. Its product is annotated as UPF0481 protein At3g47200-like. The transcript has a single exon. The record is from RefSeq and is a predicted model, not a curated record. Bases 1 to 1050 code for a protein of 349 amino acids. Lineage: Eukaryota; Viridiplantae; Streptophyta; Magnoliopsida; Vitales; Vitaceae.
AUGAAAAAAUGCUAUGAUUAUAGUAGUAGAAAAAAGUAUGAUGAUGUGAAACUCGCCAAGAUGAUGCUUCUGGAUGGGUGUUUUUUACUACAAUUCAUCCGCAGGGGAGGUAUGAUAAACAUUUUUAAAGUUCCCAAAAUAGAUUUUGUGGUGCAGGACUUGUUCUUGCUGGAGAACCAACUUCCCUAUGGAGUCCUCAAGUUGAUUUUUGAGGGAGAAAAUUUUAAGGUUGGUCUACCAAUGGAAAAGAAUAUAAUAAAAUUUGUCACUGUCAUUGGAAUGCCAGAAGGGUUGUCAUCAGAAAUACAGCUAAAAGAGGUGAACGAAGAGCCCUCUCAUCUCCUCGACCUUUUGCGAAGUGCUCUCCUAGGCAGGUUUCAAAUGAUUAAGAGUCAGCCUGAAAAAGAGCAGCAACCUAAGAGAAAAGGAAAGUUGUCGUCGUCUCAAGGAGGAAAGGAGGGGCUCCGUUGGCCAUGGAAAAAAGGCAAACAACGGGGCAUUAGGCAGUCUUUUCGACACAUCAAGGAGCUUAAUGCUGCCGGGAUCUAUCUCAAACCGAGUAGAACGUGUUUCUUGAGAGACAUUUCUUUCAAAUCCUACUUCUUCUGUGGCUACCUGAAACUUCCCCCAAUAACCAUUGAUGACUUCACGAAGACCAAGUUCUUGAACAUGGUAGCCUAUGAAAUGUGUCUAGAUGCCCCAGAUGACUAUGCGAUCACUUCUUAUAUAUGCUUCCUUGACAACCUCAUUGAUCAUGCAGACGAUGUCAAGGAGCUGAGAUCUAAGCACAUUCUCCACAACCUUUUUGGCAGCGAUGAAGAUGUGGCCCAAAUUUUCAACAAGAUCAGCAAUGGCUUGGUAGAUCCCAGAAUUUAUAAAGAUGUGAAAGCUCGUAUACAAAAACACUACGACAAGAGAGUGAAUACUUGGAUAGCUCAAGCCCUUCACGACCAUUUCAGGUCUCCAUGGACUGUCAUGGCUUUCAUUGCUGCUGUUUUGAUACUAUUUCUUACUAGGGUUCAGACCUACUACGCUCCUCCCGGUAAUUAA